AUGGUGAGUGGAACGAAGAAACGACGAAGAUCACAAUCUCCAGUUCACGGUACAGCUCCGAAACGCGCGCGUGUGCUCCCCACCAGCACCUCGACUUCCCUGCCUACCGGAGAAGAUUGGCUGUUUCGUGUUAAGGUCAUUUCGUCUGCGAAAGACCUCAACAACGAAUUAUUCAAAAACGCAGUACAAGGGCUAGUCCGGAUUUGCUUCCCUGAAGGCGUUCUAGAUCAGCUUGGGUCACAAAUUCUGGAGCAGCACAUGCGGGAAGAGAUGGCUCCGGAAAACAACAUACGAAAGAUGGCAGAGAUCUUCCGUACUGAGAUGACACAGCGUGUAGCAUCGCUGCUUGCUGAGCAUCUUGACACGGUGACCAAGGUCGAAACGAUGGUGCAAGCUACAAUAGUAGCUAGUGUGAAGCUCCAUGGGAGUGACCUCGGAGGUGAUAUUCUGGGACACAUGAUUGCGAGUCUACUCCAACUUAAAGCAAAAGCUUCAGAAAACCCGACGGAUUUGUUGACUAAAAUUGGAGAUCCACAAGAAACGGUCGGUAGUGAUGAAGAUAUGGGCACCAUUGACGUUUACGAUGUUGACUCUCCAACAUCCGAGAAAAAGAGAAAGCGCGAGAGACGAACUAAGAAGACAAAGCGUAGGCGCACUCCGGUGAAAGAUGAUACCCCCAAAAACGCUAACAUGGACUUCUAUUCAGCAGCACUUCCGACUGAACGGCGCGUCUCGACAAACAAGGACAAAAAGAUAUCUUCCAAGUGGCAAUGGAACAUUGAUGAGACACAGCUCGCGGAUGACGAUGUGGCUGAUGCUUUCCCACGCACAAGCAGUCUGUUUGCCUAUCAUGCAUUGCCUAUCGCUAAACGAAAACUUGGGUCGCAAGCGUCGAGGAAAGAACUCCGGUGUGAGAUGCAGUCCUUACUCGAUGGUAUGCCUCCGGAUGAGUUUGAGAAGUGGGUGGGGAGCUUACAGAAGCUUCUCAACGGCGACCGUGAGAUGCUAACACGACAAGAUGUUGCUACUUCGAGCGUUGAUCGGCAACUCUCUCGUGCCACACCAGCGCCAGUCGACUUGCGUAUGAAGGCUAGAAUCGAUAAGAAAACAAAACCUGGUGAAUUUGGUAGAUUAAGAGGGCGCGCAAUCCAUGUUGAGAACGACUAUGAGGAGGCUUUCGUCAAAUGCGAGACCGCCGAAAGAUCAGUCAAAGUAGGAGAGGACUCCCAGAUCAACCACAUCGCAGAAGCAACGAAGGUCUUUCGUCAUUUGUCUACGGAAGAACAUGAGCUCGACAGGCCACUCCUCAGAGUAGAGGUAGCAGAAAGGCAGAGAGUUCAACAUCUUAAGAGCAGUGAGAACAUUGACAGUACCUUCGGUAUGCCAGUACUGAGCCUGCUAUGGGGAUCAGACAGCCUGACCGCAACCGAAUGUAUGAACGAUUCCACCAGAAUCACGCAAACGAUCAUGAGUAAUAUCAAACAUCGCAUUUCAGCAGAGCGUAUCGUUGUGAGUGGUUUGGGAGGCAUGAACAAGACUCGCACAACGUCCGAGCUCCAAAAUGCCAUCGCUCUUGCGUUCCCCAAACCUGGGGAACACUAUGGAUUCAUGAGAAUCAAGAAGGACAUCGAAACGGCACUUAUUCCGUGGGUCAUUGCGGAGCCGAGUGCCUUCCCUGAACUGAAGGCUAUGCCCUUCGUUUUCGCUCACUCUGUUCCAUCUGUUCCAGCUGUCCUUAAUAUACUCUUCGGCUCCUGGUCCUCUGUAGCCAGACUGGGUGGAUCUGAGCUGUGGGAUAGCAUCUUACAAGCUCUCCAGACGCAAGGUAUUUCUGAAGUGGGUAUUUCUUUCUGA
Molecule: messenger RNA, 1854 nt
Organism: Alternaria arborescens
Lineage: Eukaryota; Fungi; Ascomycota; Dothideomycetes; Pleosporales; Pleosporaceae
Exons: 5
Coding region: 1-1854 (617 amino acids)
Source: RefSeq, a predicted model, not a curated record